Labrus mixtus (cuckoo wrasse) is the source of this 2585-nucleotide messenger RNA. Its product is annotated as protocadherin alpha-3-like. Gene Ontology annotation, cellular component: plasma membrane. The transcript has a single exon. Bases 136 to 2544 code for a protein of 802 amino acids. Lineage: Eukaryota; Metazoa; Chordata; Actinopteri; Labriformes; Labridae. The record is from RefSeq and is a predicted model, not a curated record. Gene Ontology annotation, molecular function: calcium ion binding. Gene Ontology annotation, biological process: homophilic cell-cell adhesion.
UUGGAUAGAUCGGACUACAUGCUUCCUUUGGCUGCAGCGAUGGUUCAAGAAGACUUUUAUGAAAAAGGAAACUGAAAGUCGAGAAUAAUUUUGUACGGAUUUUAGACCGUUCAUUAAAAAGGCUUAUCAAAAACAAUGGCGGUAAGGGACACAAAGGGACGACAGGAUGUAUGGAUUUCUUUUAGUCUGGCUCUGGUGAUUCUGACUAACUUGGAAGGAAUAUCGGCUCAAAUACGUUAUUCAAUUCUGGAAGAAUCAAAAUUGGGAAGUCAGGUUGGAAAUGUGGCUAAAGACAUUGGAUUAGAGCUCGGCAGACUGACGGAGAGGAAUCUUCGUGUUGUGUCAGGAACAAAGCAGGAUCUGUUCAAGGUAAACCCAAAAGAUGGAGUUCUGUUCGUGAACCAGAGAGUAGACAGAGAGGAGCUGUGCGCAAAAAAUUCUCCAUGCAUCACAAAUCUGAAAGCAGUUGUAGAAAACCCCCUUGAGAUGCACCAAGUAAUAGUAGAGAUACUCGAUGUAAACGACAACUCGCCGAAAUUUCCCGAAGAAAACUACACAUUAGAGGUGCUGGAGUCCGCCACAGUUGGAUCUCGAUUUCAGAUGGAAGGAGCAAAUGACUUGGAUGUUGGCCUGAAUUCUUUACAGUCAUAUAAGUUGAACCAUAACCAGUAUUUUCGUCUUGAAAUCGAGGAAUUUGGGGAGGAAGGCAAGGUUCCAUUUCUUAUUUUACAAAGACCUUUGGAUAGAGAGAAUGCAGAUCAGCAUUGGUUACUGUUAACAGCUACAGAUGGAGGUAAACCAUUUAAAUCUGGUACUAUUAAUAUUACAGUUAUCGUAUCUGAUAUAAAUGACAACUCACCAGUGUGUGACAAACAGAAAUACACUGUAACAGUGAAGGAAAACGCACCAUCAGGAACAUUUCUGCUGACAGUGAAUGCAUCGGACUCUGAUGAGGGUCUGAACGGGGAGAUAGAAUAUUCUUUACGGAGUAAACUCAGAGGACUCUAUACUGAGCCCUUCGAUUUGAAUAGUAGAACUGGAAAACUAACUGUGAAGGGAGGCCUCGAUUACGAGGAAAAGCAGGUCUACGAGAUUAAAGUGCUGGCUGCUGAUAAAGGAGUCGUGUCUCUCUCAACACACUGCAAUGUGGUUGUGAGAGUGGAGGACGUGAACGAUAAUCAGCCUGAAAUUGACAUCACAUCCCUUUCAAGUCGCCUACCAGAGGAUGCUCCUCCUGGCACUGUGGUGGCGUUGAUGGGUGUGACGGACCUUGACUCAGGUGUGAACGGGCAGGUGGUCUGCAGUGUGUCUGGUCAUUUACCCUUUGACCUAAAGCAAUCCCCGGACGGACAGUCAUACUCUUUGGUAACCAAGGACUACCUAGAUAAAGAAACAACACCCAUGUAUCAUAUUACAAUAACAGCUAAGGACCUUGGAAGCCCCUCCCUGUCGUCUACGAAGGUGAUACAGGUAGAUGUAAUAGAUGUCAAUGAUAAUAGACCUUUGUUCACUCAAAGCCCAUACACUUUUUAUGUGUUUGAAAACAACAAAGCUGGAAUGUCAAUAUUUUCAGUAAGCGCAUCUGAUGCUGAUGGAGGGGAAAACGCUGCAGUCACGUAUUCACUCGACCAUAAGAGUCCCGGACCCACUGUUACCUCCUUUCUACAUAUAAAUGAAGCCAAUGGUACCAUUUCUGCGCAUAAAAGUUUCGACUUUGAAACAGUGAAAACGUUCCAGUUCCAAGUUGUGGCCACAGAUUCUGGAACUCCGUCACUAAGCAGCAACGUCACAGUGAACGUGUUCAUUCUGGAUCAGAACGACAACGCUCCAGUCAUACUGUAUCCAGUCAGCUCCAACGGGUCUGCUGAAGGUGUGGAGGAGAUUCCCCGCAAUGUGAACGCAGCACACUUGGUGACUAAAGUCAGAGCCUAUGACGCUGAUAUAGGAUAUAACGGCUGGUUACUGUUUUCACUGCAGGAAGUGACUGAGCACAGUCUCUUUGCUUUGGACCGCUAUACAGGACAGAUCAGAACACUUCGCUCAUUCACAGAGACAGACGAGGCUGAGCAGAAACUGGUCAUACUGGUCAAAGACAAUGGCAACGUUUCCCUCUCUGCAACAGCUACUGUCAUUGUCAAAGUCGUGGAGCCCAAAGAGGCUUUUGCUGCUUCUGAUGUUAAAAGUGCAACAAACGAUGAUGAGGAGACUAAUGUCACUUUUUAUCUCAUGAUAACUUUGGCCUCAGUUUCAGCACUUUUUCUCAUCAGCAUCAUCGUGCUCAUUGCAAUGCAGUGCUCCAAAUCCACAGACUACACUUCCAAAUAUCUACAAGAGACUAAUUAUGACGGGACACUGUGUCACAGCAUCCAGUACAGAUCUGGAGAGAAACGCUACAUGUUAGUGGGACCCAGAAUGAGUAUAGGAUCUACUAUAGUCCCGGGGAGCCAUGCAAACACACUAGUGCUCCCUGACAGGAGGAGAACUUCUACAGAGGUAAGAUUGUUGUGGCUAAUGUCGCAAAUAUUGCUAAUCGCCUGGUUGUAACCGCUGUCCAUGGUGCUGACAUGCUGAUGCUUUAUAUUGAC